Messenger RNA from Vespa mandarinia (Asian giant hornet), 902 nucleotides. RefSeq names its product protein G12-like. Lineage: Eukaryota; Metazoa; Arthropoda; Insecta; Hymenoptera; Vespidae. The record is from RefSeq and is a predicted model, not a curated record.
UAUAUAAACCACGGCAUUUUGCACUCACCAUGUAUUCAGAUUUGUCAAAGUGCAGAAGCUACUAAAAGAUAGAACCUCUAUCAUUUAUUGGCAAUCAUGAAAUUGGCAGUAGUUUUGGUUGCCACUUUGGCUGUGGCCAAUGCCUGGGCAGUACCUAAUUAUGAAAAUAGCGAACUUAAAAAGGAUCUACAAGAGUUCGUAGAUUUGGUACCUGUUAAAGAAAUCAAGAAGCUUCUUUUGGAAUACACCACCACAGAUGCUGAAGUUAUGCGAGGUGCGGCAUAUGCGCAGUCCGAGGAGUUCAAAUCAAUGGUUAGAAAAGUCAAUGCCAUGCCUGAGUAUAUCGACCUGUUGAACUACAUAUAUAGAGCUGGUGUCGACAUUUACUACUAUGUAAACCGUAUCCUCAGACACAUUGGAGUUGAUGAAUUGAAACCACCAAAAAGCUUUUCCGAAUACGCUAUCACCGGUGGAUUCAAGGGUCUCGUUGAAGAUGUUAAGAAAUUAAUUCCCAAAGACAAAAUCAAGGCUCUUUACAAUCAAAAACUCCAAACGUCUCCGGCCUUCAAAGAACUCAUGGAUCAUUUCAACUCUCCCGAAUUCAAAAAACUUUAUGAUGCUGUCUAUAAUGACCCCAGUCUGAAACAUAUGGUCAUCGUAGCCAAGCAAGCUGGUCUUGAUCUCGAAAAAGUCAAAGAAUUUCUUCACGAAAUUUGUCCCAUCUGUAUUUAGUUCUAGAACUAUUAGAAACCUAUAUGGAAAUGAUCAAUUUAAUAUUAUAUUUUGCAUCGUUUAAUUUUCUCAUGUUAAAAACUAUUAGAGAAUCUUGACGAUCUAAGAUCUAUACGACUCGGCUGAUAUAUUUAAUGAUUCGAUUUUUUACUUAUUCUUCUCUAGGAAAC